This is a messenger RNA of Cucumis melo (muskmelon), 4513 nucleotides long. Its product is annotated as nuclear pore complex protein NUP1-like. The transcript has 9 exons. The coding region runs from base 134 to 4000 and encodes 1288 amino acids. Lineage: Eukaryota; Viridiplantae; Streptophyta; Magnoliopsida; Cucurbitales; Cucurbitaceae. Gene Ontology annotation, cellular component: nuclear envelope. The record is from RefSeq and is a predicted model, not a curated record. Gene Ontology annotation, biological process: poly(A)+ mRNA export from nucleus; nuclear membrane organization.
UUUCUCUUUUUGCGCGUGGUCCGAAUAAAAACCCUAAUUUGCUCAAUACCUUACUUUUCUUUCUCCCCCUUUCAACAAAUUUUCCUCUCUAUUCCGCCAUUGAAGAGAGAAAGCCCUCAACUCUGUGUUGUUAAUGGCGACAGAGCGUGAGGAGGUUCAAUAUGAAGGAGGAAGAGGUGGGAAGUUCCAGAAAAGGCCUAUUAGAAGGUCUCAUACCACGCCCUAUGAUCGGCCGCCGACUGCUCUUAGGAACUCUGCUGCUAAAGGAUGGCUUUCUAAGCUUGUCGAUCCUGCGCAGAAGCUAAUUACUUCCAGCGCCCAUAGGCUUUUUUCUACUGUCUUUCGUAAACGCCUUCCCCCUCCGCCGCCGUCAUUUUCACUUUCUCGAGAGGCUAAUGAAGAGAUGGAACAUAGGAAUCAGGAAGAAGUUGCAGCUGAUCCGUCUGGAACUCAAGAAGGGACUAAUGUCGGUUUUGUUCCAAGCAUCAAUUCUAGUAACACCCAAGGGUUGAGUGACCUUGAGAAAAUUUUGAAGGAGAAGACCUUUUCUAGAUUUGAGAUUGAUCGCUUGACUGAACUUCUGAAAUCAAGAGUUGCUGACGUUCCAAGUGGAGUUGAAUCGAGGAAAUUUGAACAGGUCCCUUCAACCCCUGUUACCAGUCAUGGAUUGCAGGAAGGAUCUCCAAAAUUUCCAACUCAGAGUCAGGAUGGAGUUAGCCCGCAUAUGGCUCCAACUCAUGUUGUGAAUGCAAAUGUCCUCGAUGAGGAUGUUGCUUCACCUGCUGAGAUUGCAAAAGCAUACAUGGGCAGCAGACCUCCAAAAGCAACUCCGUUGAGUAUGGCAGGCAAUCCUUCGAAAUCCUCUACCUUAUCUCUUGUGCCAAGGUCUCCUGGAAAUUUUGAUGUUGUUGAAAAUGGUUUUGUCACGCCGAGAUCUCGUGGUAGAUCUGCCCUAUACAGCAUGGCUCGAGUUCCAUAUUCCAGAGUUCGUGCAACCCCCAGCAUAAAGAAUAGUAUAGCCACAACAGAUGCUUACAGGGCCACAACAUCCUCAUCAUCUCAGUCAGCAUGGGAGCAAGGGGGACUUUUGGGGUCUAAACAAGGAGCUUUGAAACGCCGAAACUCAGUUUUAGAUGAUGAUAUGGGAUCUGUUGGUCCUAUCCGAAGAACUCGUCAGAAAUCCAAUCACCUAUUCCCAACAGGUUUGAGUUUACCAAGCAGUUCCACUUCUAUUCCAGCAAGUGGCAUUCGUUCGGAGACUGCUCGGCAUUUGCAGUCUACAAAAGUACAUCCAUUUUCGUCUAAUGGUGGGAAGCCACUUUAUUCAAGUGAGACACAGCGUAAUUUCUCCAAAACGUCUGCAGAGUCCAAAAAUGCUAUGACACCUAGUUCAAGUUUUCCUCGAAUUCCCCUCAGGUCAAGUGAGAUGGCAUCAAAAAUAUUAGAGCAGCUUGAUAUAUUGACCCCUCCAAAGGAAAAAUCUUCGGAACUAAAGCUGCUUAGUGUGAGGAAUAACUCACCCAUGAAGUUAUCACCAUCAAUGUUGCAUGGGCCAGCUCUUAGGAGCCUGGAAAAUGUGGAUUCAGCUAAGUAUUUGGAAAAUGUUGAAGGCAUUCAGUCUAACGAUGCCUGUGAUCCUACUUCUCAAAAGAAUGAUAAGUUCGAGGAAAGUAGUCCGUCAAAAUCUAAUGUACCCAAUGAUAAAUCUAUUUCUACCAGUGAUGGUGUAGGUUCUUCUGUUCCUACUAAGGAUAUCGGAUCUGGUUCUGGUAUGCAAGUUUCAUUUGUUGGUCCUUCCGUACAAACAAAAUGUGCCUUCCAGAUGAGUGCACAUGAGGAUUUUGUGGAUAUGGAUGAAGAAGGAUUUUCUAAUGGACCAGUAGCUGAUAAAUCGUUUGAGAUGCGAGAAAAAGUUGAUGACUCAUUAGUGUCUGUGAGUAAGCCGAAGAAUACUGAAGCCAUUACAGUAGUUAAAUCGAAGCCUUCAAUUGAGGCUAAACCAUCUGUGGUAUCUGUAAUGAACAAAAUAAAUGACCAAGGAAAAUCUGAUGUUCCCACGACUACUGAAAAGAGUCCCAUUUUUUCCUUUCCAACAACAUCUUCACCUAGCAGUACAGCCAACGUGAAGGGUCCUGAAUCAAGCUUGAGACCUGAAAAAGUUGCUUCACCCGAGUUACCAAAAGCAGCCACUGCCCCUAUUUUUGGCUUUGGAGAAAAGUCGCCUUCACGGAAGGAAACAUUGUCUCAACCCCCCACCUUUGCCUUUGGAAGCAAGGCUACCACAACGAAUGAACAAAAUGCUAUUCCUGUUGUAACUUCAGAAGCCAACACCGAACCAACUAAACAUGCUUCUACUCCUACCACCUUUAAAUUUGGAGACAAAGCUUCGUUUUCUAUUCCAGCAAAUGCCGCUACAGAAAAUGGAAAUAAGAGUGCGGGGUCUCUAUUUAAGUUCACAUCACCUUUGGUUAACGAAAAAGAAGGUGCUAAUGUUGGCGGUAGUGCUUCAGUUUUUAAAGCAGAGAAUUCUAGCAGCAGCAUACCAUCAUUUGGAGUUCCAAAAGAGUCCAUGUCAGAGAAAGCUGGUGAUAAGAGUUCAAGUCCUGGUCUUAUAUUUGGUACAUCUGGGAAUUUGUUUUCGUCAUCUGUCUCAACAUCAACACCAACUCCGAGUUUGUUUUCUUUUAGCUCCCCUAGCACUAAUUCAAAUCUCAACAACGGAUCUCUUGUUUCUAUUACUCCAUCUACGUUGCCAACUCCAGCCACCACCUUUUCUAAUAAUGUAACAAGUCAGAAUUCAUCCAUCAAACCUUCUUCCAUUGCUGCCACUAGCAACAGUGAACCUGUCACUUCUACGAGUCCUCCUAUGUCCUCUCCUAUGCCAUCCUUUUCAGCUGCACCAAUUUUUAAAUUUGGAAGCUCUAGUGUUCCAUCUACUUCUGCUUCAGCUCUAUCAGCACCAAGUGGAGUUGGAUCCGUAGAAGCCAAGACCAAGCCAGAGACAACCUUCGGCAAUUUAAGUGGCCUUCCUCCAAGUGACACAGCUGCCGUUAAAGUUGCUAGUACUGGAAGCAGUGUUUUUCAAUUUGGAGCUGCAUCUACUACUUCAGAUGCCAAUAAAGGACCAGCAAAUUCAACUUUUGCUCAAAACAACAUUCCUGCAUUUGGUGCUCCGGUUUCAUUUUCUAGUAGCGGGCUUGCAUCAUCUACUCAGAGUACACCUGCUUUGCAAUUCAGUUCAUCUACGUCAUUUGGUUUGACUGGGAAUACGGGUUUGGCAUCUGGCAGUUCUCUAUUUGGUUCUUCAGCUCCAGCAUCUAAUCCGUUCACUUCCGGUGCUACUUUUGGGCUUGCUUCCUCCAGUUCUUCUGCUAACAAUUCUGUCAGCUCCAGUGCUGGUACUAGUUCUAGCUUCUUUAACUGGCAGCCUUCCUCAACACCAUCGUUUUCUACUGGCUUCAGCUCAACUCCAAGCGGAGGAUUCUCAUUUGGUCUUUCGUCAUCAUCUUCUGCUUCUAAUAGUGCUCCUAUGGUCUUUGGAUCAUCAUCAACCGGUGCAUCGCCAGCCUCUAUGUUCUCAUUUACUUCAGCUGCAAGUGCGACGACGUCACAACCUGCUUUUGGUAAUUCUAAUAAUGCCUUCACUUUUGGUUCAACUCCUCCUGCUAAUAAUAAUGAGCAAGCAAGUAUGGAGGAUAGCAUGGCUGAAGAUACCGUCCAGACAGCAUCGCCUAUGCCUAGUUUCGGGCAACAGCCCCUCACACCACCUCCAUCGUCAGGGUUUAUGUUCGGUUCAACAGCUCCAUCUCCGCUAGGAGCAAAUCCUUUUCAAUUCGGUGGUAGCCAGCAAAAUGUACCACAGAAUCCCUCCCCAUUCCAGGCUUCUGGUAGCUUAGACUUCAAUGCCAGUGCAGGAGGGAGCUUCUCAUUAGGUGCUGGUGGCGGUGACAAAUCAAACCGAAAAUACGUGAAAGUUAAAAGCAAAUCAAGAAAGAAGUAGUAGGAAUCAAGAGAGAAGGUAUUCGGUUUUCUUUUCUUUUUCUUUUUUUCUUUGUGUUUCUAUAUCCCUGUUAUUUUUCAUCUAGGAAAAAAAAUUAUACUACCAUCUCCGUCACAUCGAUGACUGGAAAGAGGAGGGGUGGAGGGGUAGGGUAUCAUUUGUCACCUGGAUUGUUUGAUUUCGGCAUGAUACAGGGAAGCGUUAAAGCCAAGAAUUGUUGGUUUUCGAUCUUCCAGUUAAACGAACGGUUCGGUUGGCAAAAUUUUUCGUGGUUUGAUUUGUGGGAGCAUAAGUUGAGAAAUUUUGUAAUAGCUAAUUAGCCAAAUGGAAGAACAUUCUGUGUACUGUAGUUAAGAAGUAAGUGUAGUCUGUGAAUGUUUUUGAGGUAACAAUCAUCUUCUUCUAUUGUGCUAUGGACUCAGUUUUCCUGUAAUCUUUUAUUUGUAUUAUAACAACAACAAAGGAAAUAUAUGCUGUUGUCCAAGGGAGCAUCAUUUGUUGCUUUCCUCAUCA